Osmerus eperlanus (European smelt) is the source of this 3452-nucleotide messenger RNA. It is a transcript of the gene lrrc4.1, whose product is annotated as leucine rich repeat containing 4.1. Gene Ontology annotation, biological process: synaptic membrane adhesion; excitatory synapse assembly; modulation of chemical synaptic transmission. Gene Ontology annotation, cellular component: postsynaptic density membrane; plasma membrane; glutamatergic synapse. Bases 40 to 2901 code for a protein of 953 amino acids. NCBI's taxonomy places the organism in Eukaryota, Metazoa, Chordata, Actinopteri, Osmeriformes, Osmeridae. The record is from RefSeq and is a predicted model, not a curated record. Gene Ontology annotation, molecular function: protein binding. The transcript has a single exon.
CUCCCCCCAGACGAUGCUGAAUUAUGAACGUGCCACAUCAUGAGUCUCCUUGGGCGGGUAGCUGUGCGUCGAGCCAGGAAAACCGCCCUGCUCUGUGUCGUGUUCCUGAUGGCUCGGGCGUGGAGCAGCGCCCCUCUGGCCCUGGCGGGAGCGGCGCCCGCGGCCCCGGGGCCCCAGAGCUGCCCGUCGCAGUGCUCCUGCAGUAGCCAGCUGGGCAAGGUGGUGUGCACCCGGCGGGGGCUCACCCGCGUGCCUCUGGGCAUCCCCCCUAACACGCGCCACCUCAACCUGAUGGAAAACGCCAUUGACGCGGUGCAGGCCGACUCCUUCCGCAACCUCCACCACCUGGAGGUGCUGCAGCUGGGGCGCAAUGCCAUCAGAAAGAUCGAGGUCGGGGCCUUCAACGGCCUCACCAGCCUCAACACUCUGGAGCUAUUCGACAACCGGUUGACGGUUGUCCCCAGCGGGGCCUUUGAGUACCUGUCUAAGCUGAGGGAGCUGUGGCUGAGGAACAACCCCAUCGAGAGCAUUUCGUCCAACGCCUUCAACCGGGUGCCCUCGCUGAUGCGGCUGGACCUGGGAGAGCUGAGAAAGUUGGACUUCAUCUCAGAGGGAGCGUUCGAGGGUCUGCAGAACCUCAAGUACCUCAACCUGGGCAUGUGCAACAUCCGUGGGGAGAUGCCAAACCUCAGCCCCCUGAAAGGCCUGGAAGAGCUGGAGAUUUCGGAGAACGUCUUUCCGGAAAUCAAGCCUGGUUCCUUCCGAGGCCUGGGCUCGCUGAAGAAGCUGUGGGUGAUGAACUCGCAGAUCGGCACGAUAGAACGCAACGCCUUUGACGACCUGACUUCCUUGGUGGAGCUCAACCUGGCCCACAACAACCUGAGCGCCUUACCCCAUGACUUGUUCUCGCCCCUGAGGUACCUCGUGGAGCUUCACCUCCACCACAACCCCUGGAAUUGCGGGUGCGACGCCCUGUGGCUGGCUCGCUGGCUGAGGGAGUACAUCCCCACCAACUCCACCUGCUGUGGGCGUUGCCACGCUCCCGCCCAGAUGCGGGGUCGCCAGCUGGUGGAGGUGGGCAGGGGCGAGGGAGGCGGGUUCCAGUGCUCGGCCCCGUUCAUCGGCGACGCGCCGAGGGACCUGAACAUUUCGGCGGAGCGAGUGGCAGAGCUGCGCUGUCGCACGGCGCCGAUGUCUUCGGUGCGCUGGCUGCUGCCCAACGGGACCGUGCUCACGCACGCCUCGGGACACCCCAGGAUAUCAGUACUCAACGACGGCACGCUGAACUUCUCCAACGUCCUGGCAGGGGACACAGGGACCUACACCUGCAUGGUGUCGAAUGCGGCCGGGAACUCGAACGCCUCAGCCUACCUCAACGUGAGCGCGGCCGAGCUGAACACCUCCAACCUGAGCUACUUCACCACAGUGACGGUGGAGGUGUUGGGCCCCACCACCGAGAUGCCCAAAACCAAGACCACACCCAACGCUGCGGCGGCGGCUGGAGUGGCUGGAGGAGGAGGGCCAGGGACAACCACCACGACGGCUUUGCCCUCCAUCUUCCAGCCCGUCUUCAUCUCCACCCCGACCGUGCUCCUACAGAGCACCGAAUCCCCGGGCCGGGGGAAGCCGUCGGUGGUGCCGGUGUCCAAGGCCACCACGGGGCGCCCACCCGGCACCAGCCUGGACGAGGUGAUGAAGACCACCAAGAUCAUCAUCGGAUGCUUCGUGGCGGUCACCCUCUUGGCCGCCGUCAUGCUCAUCGCCUUCUACAAGCUGAGGAAGAGGCACCAGCAGAGGAGCACAGUGGCAGCCGCCCGCACGGUGGAGAUCAUCGCCGUGGACGAGGAAGACCUGCCCCCCCCUGCCUCGGCAGCCAACGAGGGAGUGCUCACACUGCCCGAGAUCCACGACCACAACAGCAUCCACAAACUGGACUACGUCAGCCACAAGACAGACUACGGCUUCCACAAGCCGAAAGCGGACUACAUUACCCACAAACCCAAGCCCGAUUACGCAAUCCACAAGCCCAGGGCUGAAUACACAACUUAUAAGCCCACUGUUGACUACACUACCAACAUUUCGGACUACAACACUCACAAAUCCACCCCUGAUUUUAGCGUUCAUAGAACAAAGCCUGACUAUAGUCCAUUCAGACCAGACUACAGUACUCAAAAGUUUAAAACAGAUUACAGCCACUCGAAAACCGAAUAUGGAACCCACCCGAAAACUAAACCGGACUACAGCCCAUUCAAACCGGACUACAGCACUCACCCAAGACCCAGACCAGACUACACCCCAUGCAAACCGGAAUACAGCACCCAACCAAAACCCAAACACGACUACAGUCCAUUGAAAUCGGACUACAGCAUCCACCCAAAACCAAAACCUGACAGCAGUCCAUUUAAACCAGACUACAGCACUCACCCGAGACCCAGACCAGACUACAGCCCAUUCAGGUAUGAGUACAGCACCCAGCCCAAACCCAAACCAGACUCCCACAAACCAAAACUUGACAACAGCACUUACAAACCAGCCUCUGAAUACCCCCCCCACAAGGCUGGGCCAGAUUACAGCGUAUUCAAGACUGAUUUCAGCUCUCACAAACCGGACUACAGCCCCUUCAAGUCGGACUACAGCCCCCACAACGCAGACUACGUCAACCAGAAACCUAAAAUGGAUUACAGUCCUCACAAAGCGGAUUACAGUCCCCAGAAGGUGGACUACAGCACCCUAAAGCCCAAAUACAACACCUACAAACCGACGGGACACGGGGCCAAAUGGACAGAGAACAACAUUGGAAACUCCCUCCCUCGAACCUUGCCCAGCACCAUGACAACCAUGCCUGAGCCCUUUGUCAUUAAAACACACACCAAGGAGAAGGUACAGGAGACUCAGAUAUAGCAUCUCUAGAUGCUCCCACCCCCUGCCCAACCCCUAAGGCCCAUGACACAGUCCCUACCCUUCAUACAUACCAUGCAAUAGAAUGCACAACUUAAAAAAGGACAGGAACAUUCUUUUUUUUGUACAGAGUGCAAAACGUAAAAAGACUUGAUUUCUUGUUGUACAUGCUUAUAAAUAAAUAUAUAUAUGGAAAAAUUGAAACUACCAUGGGCUGGUGAUAGAGAAGCAUAUUAUAUUAAAAAGAAAUAAAUUGAAACUAUUUUCUAACUUGUAACUUCUAUUUAAAAAGAUGAGUUGUUUAAGAUGAUGUCUUGACUUUGACAAAUGAGGGUAGUCUUGUUUUAAAAAGGGGCAUUCUUUGUGAUUUUUAAACCAUACUACACAGAAUGCAGUGACAAGAAAAAAAACGGAAAAAAACACAUUUAUACCGAAAAGACUUUCUUUAAAAAACAGAAAAAGGUCAGUGUUGAUAUUUACAGGUUUAUCUUGUAAAAGCACCAUGAAUUUGUACUGUGCCAAAUGUUAUAAAUGCAAUAAAAUGGAUUUUUGGA